Gongylonema pulchrum is the source of this 315-nucleotide messenger RNA. The record is from the annotation of a GenBank genome assembly. Lineage: Eukaryota; Metazoa; Nematoda; Chromadorea; Rhabditida; Gongylonematidae.
AUGGUUACGGCUGAAAAACCGAUGCUAUUUCCCCUGGUCAUUGCUGCAGUUUGCGCUGCGGCCAGUGUCCCAGGCCCCACUUCUUUCUCGUCAAAGAUGCUCAUACUUCACUCUAUGAAAGCUCCCUGGCCAAUCCACAAAUUUCUACAUGUUAUGGAUAUCCGGGAAUUAAAUGCCCUGUUUCAGCGACGCCUUGACAAAAUUACCAGUGAUGCUGCGCUUGCGGCCCGUCUCUCGCCACAGUACUGGAAGAAUGCGUUUUUCGAAUCAAAGGAACAGUCAGCAGCACCACAUCCUUCGUUCGUCAACCACUGA